Messenger RNA from Trichosurus vulpecula (common brushtail), 546 nucleotides. RefSeq names its product chromosome 6 C20orf141 homolog (gene C6H20orf141). The coding region runs from base 106 to 546 and encodes 146 amino acids. NCBI's taxonomy places the organism in Eukaryota, Metazoa, Chordata, Mammalia, Diprotodontia, Phalangeridae. The transcript has 3 exons. The record is from RefSeq and is a predicted model, not a curated record.
GAGAAUUUUCUCCUUUGAAGCUAGAAGCCAGAAGACCAGGUUCUCUCUUCUCUCCAGCUCUCACCAACUCCAUCCUUAUGCAGGAUCCCUGUUAUUACAGAUCGAAUGGGUCAAAUUGGGGGCCGGGGCCUAGAAGCUGGAGAGGGUCCUGAACUUUUGGAGGGCCAUGGUGUGCCUUUGAGGAAUUCACUCAAACUCUUGGAUGGGGCCCUGGGCCUUGGUAUACUAGGACUUGGUGCUCGCCUUGUCCUGGCCCUGGCUGGACCAGGCAUGAUGCUCCUGCUGCUGUUUCUAAUGUUGAGUUUCCUGACCUUCGACCUUAUGCUUGGGACCCAGCAGUUGCCUCUGCCUCAAAGACCAAUGUUUAGACCUGUUGGCCCAGGAGCAGGGGGUGAAGGCCCCCACCUGCAAGAACCACUGCUCCCACCUGCCCUGAGCCAAGCCCUGGAUGGAUUCCUGCUCUUCACUGGCCUAGGGCUCCUCUUUGGGGCCCUGAUGCCAUUCAGUAUCUUCAGCCUUAUAGUCACCCUACAGGCUCUGGCCUGA